GGAAAAGGUACUGAGUACUAACAAAGACCUGUAUUAAUAUACACCAUCUUCAACCAUAAAAACCGUAUAUCCAUUACCAAAAUAAGAAGUUUUCAGAAUGGUAUUUCAACUUGAAUCUCGAUUUUCCUUGGCCCGAAUGAAGAUAACAUAGCCACGCAAGACGACUCUUGAAAUAUACCCUACUAUGCUCUGUAUAUCCAUAGCGUUUAGUUCAUUUUUCGUUGUUUUUAUAGUUUGUGAGAAUGAAAAUGGCGAUUAAGAAUACUGUUAACAUUUUACCGCCUGGAUCACACUAUGCUAUGAUAUGACAGUGUUGCCACUACAUUUGUUCAACAUCAAAAAUGAAUCUUCUACGAAUUUAAGGUUUGGCUAACCUUCAAAACAGAAGUCCCAAAAUGGUUUGCGAAAAAAUUGAAAAUGAUAAGCAAAGAAAAGAAUCAUGUUAAAUGGUGAUUUUUCGUCAAUUUUCACAAUUUCAAGCACUACUAAUCGGUGAAAAGUGAACAAAAUGAAACAGAAAAGCCAUUUAACAACUCACAAUUUCUUCAAGAAGGAGCAUAGGAAAGUCAGAGAUAUCUACAUCUACUUGCCACUAGCAAUUUUAGCUUUGCUGGGCUCCAUCUUGACAGUAAGGGAUCUAGAAUGGGAUAGCCACAUUUCUACUGGAAGAGGAAUUAUUUUAUUCUUUUGUGGUUUGGUCUUUUUCACCAGCCUUUAUCUAGCUCUGAAUGUCUUGUUUCUACAUACACCUCAGGGUCGACGCAUCUCCAAAAUUUAUAAACUGACUUAUGGAGAUGUCAUUGACAUUAGCAACAAGGAGGUGUCGGCAGUACAAGCCCUUUUCUGUUGCAUCACUGGUGUUACCUGUGUAUGCUACUCAUGUAACAGAAAUGCUUUACGUAGUUCGCACUACAUUUCUGAAGCGUACGGAUGGUUCGGAGCGGCCUAUUUCCUGUAUGAUAUCUGGUCCAUGUACAUGGUAUUUGCAGCCACGCAUGUCCAGACAGACACUGGUAGCAACAGCUAUUUUGAUAAGGUCGUGCGUAAGGCGUUUAUGAUACUGGCAUAUCUGAAGCACAAUGCCAUGAUUGUUGGACAUCAUAUAUUCAUUGGCGGAUUUGGGUUUUUGGUUAUAACGAGUCUCAGGGGAGAUUUUGGCGACUGCUUCUUUGGCUUUGUGUACCUGAUGGAGGCCAGCACUCCUUUUGUAUCCUUACGUGGCAUUCUGUCCAAAAUUGGCAUGAAGAACCAUCCGGUCUACGUGAUGAACGGGCUUAUUAUGUUGGUAGUGUUCUUCAUCUGCCGGAUAGCUAUGUUCCCGUACACAAUUUAUGUGUAUUCUAGAACCAUUGGUACUGAUUUUAUAUCGGCAAUCCAGACGUUACCAAAGGGGUGUCUAGUUAGCAUUUUGAUCCUAUUGAUACCCCAAAUCUACUGGUUCCAUCUAAUGUUGAUUGGUGCUACAAAAGUCAUCAAAAAGUCUGCAUCCAACAACAACAAUCUAAGGAACGUGAAAAAUGUGAGACACGCGAAAAACAAAUAAGUUGCCAUAGGUGAUGUUAUCGAAUUUAACAAAGGCUAUUUAAAUGUUUCAAUGUUUAAAAUAUGUAAUUUAUCGAAUAAUCAAUACAACAGCGCACUGAACUGGUCGAUCUGAACUACAUAUACAUGUAAAAUGUCGAGCUUACAAGAGUUUGGAUUAUUUUUAUAUAAAAAUAGUUUUUGUUAUUAUUCCAAAUGGUAUUAUAUCUUUGGAAUUUACGUGGCUAGUUUAAACAAGCUUUAAAACGGAGAUUGGCAAGAUGUUCUACAAUGCGCAACAGUAAAACCUUCAUGAUUUAGUCUUUGGUUCUGCGUUAGUCGUUAUACCGUUACAGUUUUUCAUGGUAGAUUUCUAAUGACUGGAGGUUUACAUUUUCUAAUUUCAUAUCAUAAAGUCGUGAAAGUAUAUCCAAUUUGUUGAUCGUAUGAUGUGGCUACUAUUAGUUUUGGAGCAUUUUACAUAAUACUGGACUAAAGCACAAUAACUAGGUAUGGACACAAUCUUAAUGUAAUGUUUUAGACAUUUUUUAUACAGUUACAAUAUUUUCCUAAUGAGUACAGACUUGCCCCAUACUAAUUUUCUGCUUAAAUGUAUUAAAAAAUACAUCUAGUUAACUUAAAAAUUAAAGGCUAUUAAACUCAACACAGCUUUUUUGAUCAUUUGUAGACUUCCGAUUGUUAGAAAUUAAACUAUGCUUCCGAUCUCAGCUGGCAUCUUUUCUGAACGGGUAAAUAUUAAUGCAUUUAUCAAAAGACAAAUCUGUGAUUGCAAUGUAGGAGGUAUUCAAUGAAUAGUGAUUACUAUUGUUUCAUACGAAGACCGUUUUCGAAAAUAACGCAGAACCCAUUGUGGACAAUUUUGAAGGUUUUCUUAUCGCACCAUGGGUAAACUGAUUGUCAACAGUUAUGCACAUAAUUCUCAGGCAGGCGUCUGUUAGUGAUCAUUUUAGAUUAUAGCAGGUUUUUAUUCCCACGUAUUUUCGUUCACUAACUCUAAAAUGGUUUACGAACUUUCAAUAUAACCUCUAAGGCCCGGUUUUACAAUUGCAGGUUAACUAUAACUUCCCUGAUAACCGGAAUUUAACUCUAAAAAAGCGUUUUUCCAUGUCAGGUUUGUAAUGGAUUGCGGUGGAAUGACAGCUGAUUAUCUAGGAAUAUAUCAAAAUUCCUCAUAUCAGCAAACGACCUAUAAUUAUGACAGUGACAUAAGCUGUCACGGAUGACAGAAGACAUAAACACCUAUCAUAACAUGUACAGAAUACGAUAGUUCAACUGUAGACGCAGCGUUGCCCCUUUGGCAAUCGCUAUGAUCUCAAUCUGAUUGCUAUAAUUGUCGCUUGUCUCCAGCCUACGUUACGCGUACUCUUUGUGAUCCCCAUCUAUGGAGUAACGACCUAUAGCAUAGAGCUUACAGCUACAAAGCCACCGCACACAGGCCAAGUAUCUUGACGUUUAGGCAAAAUUAGAAGUGAACAUGAAGCUAAGGAUAGCUAGUUCCAAAGUGACAAAUGGAGAUCAUUUUCUAUUUAUGUAAUAGGGGUGCGGAAAUUGAAAAGCGAGUUUACGGGCAACGGAUAAUUGACCUCCAAGUUUCAGUUAUCUAAUUUAAAAGUUAACUUGCUAUUGGAAAACUGGGUCCAAGCAUGUGCACGACAACACGGUACAGCACGUUUAUGAAUGUUUAGCAUCUUUCGGUGUUUUGCAUGCUCCUUUGUUUGUUUGAAUGUUAUGUUCCUUUGUUGUAACGAAUUAUGUUUUGUCAAUCAGUUUACCGCUAUAGUGAAAAACAUGUUUAUAAAUGUGUAUAAGUUUAUAUUUACUGAAACAUACUUCGUUUACCUUGAUAAAUGUGAUGUAAUAUUAAAUGUGUUAAAUGUUAUAAAUGCACCAAAUACAUAUUAUGUAAUAAAUGUAUGUCAGUCAGUAUUUAAAUACUUAGUUUGCGAGGCACUCACUUUCAUAUUGUCAAUCCAGUCCGAGUGAGUGCAUCCCGACUAGCUUAAAUUAUUUUUUUAUUUAUUUUUACUGAUCUUUACGACUGUGUUCAUAAUCUAUAAAUGGAAUAAAAUUCAGUGGAAUGUU
Molecule: messenger RNA, 3624 nt
Organism: Acanthoscelides obtectus
Lineage: Eukaryota; Metazoa; Arthropoda; Insecta; Coleoptera; Chrysomelidae
Source: the annotation of a GenBank genome assembly